Molecule: messenger RNA, 864 nt
Organism: Hydatigera taeniaeformis
Lineage: Eukaryota; Metazoa; Platyhelminthes; Cestoda; Cyclophyllidea; Taeniidae
Source: the annotation of a GenBank genome assembly
AUGAUCGGCUUUCGCACACCAGGACCUAGUUUUAUUCUUUUUUCUUUGUUGAAUGAAGCGAAUUGUUUCAGUCCUUUGGGUGUGGGCAUUGUUUUACGGAUCCUGGAUGACAAUGUGCAUCUUAUUCACAAUAUAAUCAACCAUCAAAAAGCUGGCAACAACAAUCACGAGGUGCAAGAGUUGCAAGUGUUGCACAAGAACCUCAUAUAUUUGGCUACGAUUGCAGAUCAAGCAACGAAUAAUGGGGCAACAGUACAACGUGGGCCCCCACCUCCACCGCCGGGAUUCUCAUCGGGUUCAGCGGGACCUCCAGAGCACACUAUGCCCCUCCAACCAGCUCCCAAUGGCUCUUACACCUCUGGCCCUUCUCAAUCACGUGGGCAACCCAUGCCACCAAAUUACAUGUCACCUGUCGGUGCACCCAUGAUGCCUCAACAUCAGCAUGGACUGCCGCCUCAACAACAGCAGCAGCCGGCGCCCCAAGCAGGCGGCGAUGAUCGCGACUUUAUGCAGCACCGAGCAGGGCCGCUUCCACCCUACGGAUAUCCACCUGGCCCGCCACCACCACCUCCACAGCACCAGCCGUUUUCAGUUGCUCCUGGUAGUGAGUUUAGCGUGCCAAGAUACGAGAAUGCAAGUCAGCCUGUUGGAACAAUGUCGGGAGAGGCUGGGCCUAUGCUGGAAGCUCCUCCUGUUAACGCUCCUCCAUCUAUUCCCUCUUCUUCUGGUGUUGGUGGUGGUGCUCCACCUCCACCAAAAAGCUCAGCAACACCAUCACCGAAGUUGUCGUCAGUAGCUGAUCAACAGGCAGUUGGAGAGCAGCAACCAACACGAAGUCAAACACCGAACACUUCAGUCGGUUGA